Messenger RNA from Verticillium nonalfalfae, 1605 nucleotides. RefSeq lists its product as uncharacterized. Gene Ontology annotation, molecular function: hydroxyethylthiazole kinase activity; thiamine-phosphate diphosphorylase activity; magnesium ion binding. The record is from RefSeq and is a predicted model, not a curated record. Bases 1 to 1605 code for a protein of 534 amino acids. The transcript has 2 exons. Gene Ontology annotation, cellular component: cytoplasm. Lineage: Eukaryota; Fungi; Ascomycota; Sordariomycetes; Glomerellales; Plectosphaerellaceae. Gene Ontology annotation, biological process: thiamine biosynthetic process.
AUGAAACCAGUCGACUACUCGCUCUACCUCGUCACCGACUCGACGCCCGGCAUCCUCGGCACGGCGGACCUCGUGUCGGUCGUCGAGGCGGCGUGCCGCGGCGGCGUGACCGUGGUGCAGUACCGCGAGAAGCAGGCCGACACGGGCACGCUGGUGCGCACGGCGCGGGCGCUGCACGCCGUGACGCGGCGCCACGGCGUGCCGCUGCUCGUCAACGACCGCGUCGACGUGGCGCUGGCCGUCGGGUGCGAGGGCGUGCACGUGGGCCAGGACGACAUGGACCUCGCGACGGCGCGCCGGCUGCUGGGCCCAGCGGCCCUCAUCGGCGUCACGGCGAGCACGCUCGACGAGGCGCGCGCCGCGGCCCGGGGGGGUGCCGACUACCUCGGUCUCGGCACCGUGUUCGCGACGGCGACCAAGACGAAUACGAAGCACAUCAUCGGCACGGCGGGCCUCAGGGCGAUCCUCGACGGGCUGGCGCGCGACGACGCGGCCGCCGCGGCCGCCGUCAAGACGGUCUGCAUCGGCGGCAUCCACGCCGGCAACGUUCAGCGCGUGCUCUACCAGUCGGCGGCGCCGACCAAGGCCCUCGACGGCGUCGCCGUCGUCAGCGCCGUCGUCGCGGCGGUGGACCCGGACGCGGCGUCGCGCAGCCUGCUGACCCUCGUGCGCAGCCCACCGCCGUUCACGCGCGGCGUUCUCGCGGCGGGGAGCCCCGGCGCCGCGUCCUCGGCCGAGGCCGUGCUGGCGCUCGUGCCGGACGUCAUCCGCGCCGUGGCCGCGCAGGCGCCGCUGUCGCACAACAUGACGAACCUCGUCGUGCAGAACCUGGCCGCCAACGUCGCCCUCGCCGUCGGCGCGUCGCCCAUCAUGGCCAACUUUGGCGACGAGGCCGUCGACCUCGCCGCCCUCGGCGGCGCCCUCGUCGUCAACAUGGGCACCGUCACGCCCGAGGGGCUCGACAACUACGCCAAGGCGCUGCGGGCGUACAACGCCGUCGGGCAGCCCGUCGUCUUUGAUCCCGUGGGCGCCGGCGCAACCGCGGUCCGCCGCGCCGCCGUCAAGACGCUCCUGGCGGCGGGCUAUCUCGACAUCAUCAAGGGCAACGAGGGCGAGGUGACGACGGUGUUGGGCGAGGCGCCGCCGCAGCAGCAAAAGGGCGUCGACUCGUCGCCGUCGACGCUGACGGCCGCGGCCAAAGCGUCGCUCGUGCAGCGCCUCGCGGCCCGCGAGCGCAAUGUCGUGCUCAUGACGGGCGCCGUCGACUACGUCUCGGACGGCACGCGCACGUUUGCCGUCGCCAACGGCCACGCGCUGCUCGGUGCCGUCACGGGCACGGGCUGCUGUCUCGGCACCACCGUCAGCGCCAUGGUCGCGGCGCAGCGCGCGGGCGGUGGCGACGGCGACAGGCUUGCGGCCGUCGUGGCGGGGCUGCUGCAUUAUGAGAUUGCCGCCGAGAGGGCUGCUGUGCGGGACGACGUCAAGGGGCCCGGCAGCUUUGUGCCGGCGUUCCUCGACGAGCUGGCGAGGGUCAGGCAGAUGACGGUUGACGGGGAUCUGGCCUGGCUUGCUGCAGCCAAGGUGAGCCUGGUUGAGGAGGCAUGA